This is a messenger RNA of Chinchilla lanigera (long-tailed chinchilla), 803 nucleotides long. It is a transcript of the gene Ankrd37, whose product is annotated as ankyrin repeat domain 37. The transcript is spliced from 5 exons. Gene Ontology annotation, molecular function: protein binding. The record is from RefSeq and is a predicted model, not a curated record. NCBI's taxonomy places the organism in Eukaryota, Metazoa, Chordata, Mammalia, Rodentia, Chinchillidae. The coding region runs from base 61 to 588 and encodes 175 amino acids.
AGCGACUCUCCUACCCACUCUGCAUUUCCAGGGACUCUUGCCAUCUGCUUUAGGCGGGCGAUGCUGUUGCUUGAUUGCAACCCGGAGGCGGAUGGUCUGAGGCAGCUGCUGCAGAGUGGGUGUUCCGUCAAUGCACCCCCGGACCCCUGUGAGCAGUCCCCUGUCCACUUAGCUGCGGGUGGUGGCUUUGCUUACUUUCUUCUCUGGCAACUGCAGACAGGCGCUGACCUCAACCAACAGGUAAAUGAAGUGCUUUGGGGAGAGACUCUAAAAUGCCUUCUUUCCCUAAAGGAUGUUUUGGGAGAAGCUCCACUCCAUAAGGCAGCUAAAGUUGGAAGUCUGGAAUGCCUUAGCCUGCUUGUAGCCGGUGAAGCCCAGAUUGAUCUAUGUAAUAAGAAUGGGCAGACAGCCGAGGAUCUUGCUUGGUUAUAUGGAUUUCCAGAAUGUGCCAAGUUUCUUACAACAAUUAAAUGUACGCAGAUGGUAAAAUCAAGGGAACAAGCCAUUCAGGAUCACUGUGUUCCAGUGCUCAGACAGAAACGAAGUUUUGGGAGUACAGAAAAUAUAAAUGAGAAAAGACGGUGUUGAUGUCAUACUGGUUAUGAAGAGGCUUGAAGCAGGGCUUCAUUCAACGAAAAUCCACAAACGAUGGCUUUGGGUUACCAUAUGUGUUUAAACUCCGAGGUGGAGGCACACUUUCUUCCAAGUGAAGAGAACAUUUAAGAAUACAUGUAUUUACAUGCCUGUAAUAUUUUGAUUGUGCAUGUUUUGUUUUUUAAGUUAUUAAAGGAAUGGCUAAAGAA